Suillus paluster is the source of this 507-nucleotide messenger RNA. RefSeq lists its product as uncharacterized. Lineage: Eukaryota; Fungi; Basidiomycota; Agaricomycetes; Boletales; Suillaceae. The transcript has 2 exons. The annotation marks the transcript as partial. The record is from RefSeq and is a predicted model, not a curated record.
CAGGAAGCAUUUUCUCAACAAUUACUCCAUGCAUGUAUCUCUGCAGGCUGGUCCUUCAAUUCCAUCACUGAUCCUGAAGUUCAAAAGCUCUUUCACAAUUAUAUCCCUGGAGCUAUGAUUCCAACAAGGCAGGCUUUAUCAGGAAAAAUCCUUCAUGCAGAAGUCACCAGGGUUGAGGGAGAGAUUAAAAACACCUUCCAUAAAGGUGCUUAUUCAGUCCUUUCGGGUGAUGGCUGGAGGGAUCUAGCAAAAAUACAUCAGAUUGCAUUUACCCAUACUAUUGAACAUCGGAUAUAUGUUCUACAUAUCCAUGAUACAUCAGCGAAAAGAAAGACAGGCCAACUGGUAUUCAAACUAAUGGAGGAGGAAUACAAUUAUAUCAAAGAUGUUCUGCUUCUGACCAUGAUUGGUGUUUGCGGAGAUGUUGGUGGAGACAAGAAGCAAGGCCACCUCCUCUUCCUACAAAAAUACCCAUGGAUGCUUGUUACAGACUGCUGGAGUCAUCAG